This is a messenger RNA of Staurois parvus, 971 nucleotides long. NCBI's taxonomy places the organism in Eukaryota, Metazoa, Chordata, Amphibia, Anura, Ranidae. The record is from the annotation of a GenBank genome assembly.
UCACUCAGGACAGGAAGUGGCUUCUCCCUCGUGUGAGAUCUCUGAUGUCUGUUAAGAUGGGACUUCUGUGAAUAACAUUUCCCACACACAGGACAGCAAUACGGCUUCUCCCCCGUGUGAGAUCUCUGAUGUAUAACAAGUUCUGAUUUGAAUACAAAACAUUUCCCGCACUCAGAACAGGAAUAUGUUUGCUCCCCUGUGUGGGAUCUCUGGUGUGUAUAAAGAUGGGACUUCACUGAAAAACAUUUCCCGCACUCAGGACAGGAAAGUGGCUUCUUCCUUGUGUGAGAUCUCUGAUGUUUGGAAAGAUGGGAGUUCUGUGAAAAACAUUUCCCACACUCACGACAAGAAUAUGGCUUCUCACCUGUGUGAGAUCUCUGAUGUGUGUAAAGACUGCACUUCACUGAAAAACAUUUCCCGCACUCAGCACAUGAAUACGGCUUCUCCUCUGUGUGAGAUCUCUGAUGUAUGGAAAUACUGGACUUCUGUGAAAAACAUUUCCCGCAGUCAGGACAGGAAUAAGGCUUUUCCCCUGUGUGAGAUCUCUGAUGUAUGUAAAGAUAGCACUUUCUUGAAAAACAUUUCCCGCAGUCAAGACACAAAUAAGGCUUUUCUCCCGUGUGAGAUCUCUGAUGUGACAGGAAUGUGGCUUCUCCUCCAUGUGAGAUGUUUGAUGUCUGUGAUAAAGGGACUUGUCCGAAAAACAUUUCCCGCACUCAGAACAGGAGUAUGGUUUUUCCCCGUGUGAAGCCUUUGAUGUGUAACAAGACUUGAUUUUAUUACAAAACAUUUCCCGCACUUAGGACAGGAAUAUGGCUUUUCCCCCGUGUGAGACCUUUUAUGAACUUUAAGGCUGUAUUUAGCACUGAAACAUUUCCCGCACUUAGGACAGGGAUACGGCUUCUCCCCCGUGUGAGAUCUUUUAUGCACAUUAAGAUUGUAUUUAGAACGGAACCUCUUCCCGCACUCAG